ACGCUGCCGGGCGGGAGCGGCGUCGGGAUGCUCAUGUGGGGGCUCGCGCUGCGCCACGGCUGGGGGUGCGCGAAGAACGAGCGGCAGGGGUUCGCGUGGCUGCGCCGCGCGGCGGAGAGCGCGGUCGACGACCUCGAGCGCGCGCGCCAGGGCAUGGACACCACCGCCAUCCGCUCCGAGCUCGUGCUCGCGAUCUACGAGGUCGGGCAGUGCUUCUUCCAGGGCUGGGGCGUGAAGAAGGACCAGAAGAUGGCCGUGAGCUACUUUCAGGUCGCGGCGAAGCUCGGGGACGCGGACGCCCAGCAGGAGCUCGCGUUCUGCCUCGCGAACGGCAAGGGCUGCAAGAAGGACCGCAAGGAGGCCGCCAAGUGGUACCGCGACGCGGUCGCCCAGGGCGCGAGCGACGUCGGGCUGGCGUGGAUAUACAAGGAAAAGUUCAAGUAG
Molecule: messenger RNA, 444 nt
Organism: Heterobasidion irregulare TC 32-1
Lineage: Eukaryota; Fungi; Basidiomycota; Agaricomycetes; Russulales; Bondarzewiaceae
Exons: 3
Molecular function (GO): protein binding
Source: RefSeq, a predicted model, not a curated record